AUGAAUUCAGAUCGGCCGUUUACCCAAGGAGGCCCUGAUGAGGAUCUAAGCGAUGAGUUUGAGGUUGGACAACAAUUUAAGAACAAAGAAGAAGUCCUGUUGACAGUUAAGCAGUACAGCAUUAAGAGGGUUGCGGAGUACAAAAUAGUAAAGAGUGACCAGUUAAGGUACAAUGCACAAUGUAUCCAGUUCAGACUCGGUUGUAAUUGGUGCAUACUCAUAUCAUAUCGCCGAAAGCAAGAAAAGUGGGAGGUGAGAAGAUACACUGGGUUUCAUACUUGCAUGCAAACUUUGAUGGGACAAGACCAUGGUAGGUUGGAUUCGAAGGUGAUUGCGCAACACAUUUUCACGAUGGUCAAAGCCGAUCCAACAAUCAGCAUAAUGGUUCUCCAAGGAGGUGUGAAGAAUCACUUUGGUUACAAGGCGUCCUAUAGAAAGGUUUGGCUUGCAAACAAAGAGUCAUUGCUAGAAUAUAUGGCGAUUAGGAGGAGUCAUACAAUGAGCUUUCUCGUUGGUUAUUCGCUAUGCAGAUUGACUCAACCAUGUCCUGGUUCCACUGACACUGUCAUGUUUCAUCGGGUCUUUUGGACAUUUCCAACGUGCAUUAAGGCUUUCAAGCAUUGCAAGCCACUUAUUUUCAUUGAUGGAACUCACUUAUAUGGUAAAUACAGUGGGACCUUGCUGAUGGCCAUAGCUCAAGACGGCAACGCAAAUAUUUUGCCUAUUAUAGUUGCCAUUGUUGAGGGUGAGACAAAGGAGGCAUGGUCAUUCUUUCUGUCGUAUCUGCGGGAGCAUGUCACACCAUAA
Messenger RNA from Arachis duranensis, 807 nucleotides. RefSeq lists its product as uncharacterized. The transcript is spliced from 2 exons. The record is from RefSeq and is a predicted model, not a curated record. Bases 1 to 807 code for a protein of 268 amino acids. NCBI's taxonomy places the organism in Eukaryota, Viridiplantae, Streptophyta, Magnoliopsida, Fabales, Fabaceae.